Messenger RNA from Strigops habroptila (Kakapo), 5437 nucleotides. It is a transcript of the gene WDR72, whose product is annotated as WD repeat domain 72. Gene Ontology annotation, molecular function: protein binding. The transcript has 26 exons. The record is from RefSeq and is a predicted model, not a curated record. Lineage: Eukaryota; Metazoa; Chordata; Aves; Psittaciformes; Psittacidae. Gene Ontology annotation, cellular component: cytoplasm. Gene Ontology annotation, biological process: protein localization to plasma membrane.
CACUCACCUACUUUUUUUCUCGGCGCUCUCGCUGCCGUCGGCCGGUCCUCUCCCGCUCGCGGUGCCUGGAGCCGCUGCAGGUGCUGACUAUGAAGGUAUCAGUACAGGCUGUGGCAGUGUGGGGGAAAAUAGCUCCCUCUCAUAGCAUCACUGCUAUUAUGAUUACAGAUGACCAGCAGACUAUAGUUACGGGAAGUCAAGAAGGGCAAAUAUGUCUCUGGGAUCUUUCAUCAGAAUUAAAGAUUUCAUCUAAAGAAAUGCUCUUCGGCCAUACUGCUUCUGUAACUUGUUUGGCAAAAGCAAGAGAGUUUGAGAAACAACCAUAUGUAGUAAGUGCUACUGAAAAUGGGGAGAUGUGUGUUUGGAAUGUCACUAGUGGACAGUGCAUUGAGAACGCAAAGCUUCCUUAUAGGCAUACAGCAAUCCAUUAUUACCAUUGCUCAUUCCGAAUGACAGGUGAAGGCUGGCUUCUUUGUUGUGGAGAAUAUCAAGAUGUUCUUAUUAUUGAUGCUAAUAGUUUGGAUGUUCUUCACACUUUAUCAUCAUCUCAGUCUUCUGAUUGGAUAAAUUGUAUGUGUAUUGUACACUCUGCAAGAAUUCAAGAAGACUCAUUGGUGGCAGUGUCUGUAACUGGAGCUCUUAAAGUGUGGGACCUGUCUUCGUCUUUGAAUAGCAUACAGGAGAGACAAAGUGUGUAUGAGAAGGAAUCAAAAUCUCUGGACUGUAUAAAUUGUCAAGCGGUACGGUUUUGUGCAUACACAGAAAGGCUCCUUCUUCUUGUGUCUUCCACAUGCUGGCAGGUCUAUGAUUACUGUGAUUUCUCCUUGCUUUGUACUGAGUUCUGUAAAAGUGGUCAGUGCUUUGCUGGUGGAGAAGUACUAGCAGCUUACAGACUUAUCAUCUGGACAGAAGAUGGCCACAGUUACAUCUACCAGCUGCUGAACAGUGGACUUUCUAAAAGCAUGUAUCCUGCUGAUGGGAAGGUCCUGAAAGAAACUGUUUAUCCUCAUUUACUCUGCUUUACUGAUGUGAAGGAAAAUAAGAGUUUUUCUUUUGUCAUGGGCUUCCUGAAUGAAAGAAAGGAGCCUUUCUAUAAGGUUCUUUUUUCUGGUGAAGCUUCAGGAAGGAUCACGUUGUGGCAUGUUCCUGAUGUCCCUGUGUCAACAUUUGAUGGUUCUCCAAAAGAGAUCCCAGUUACAGCAACAUGGAGUCUUCAGGAUAAUUUUGAUAAACACCAUUCAAAGUCAGAGGGCAUUAUUGAUCAUCUUUGUGCAUCUAAAGAUGGAAUUGAAAGUGCAGUUGUCAGUUCCUCUAUAUACAUACCCAGUUUUGAUAAGCUUGUGUGUGGAUGUGAAAAUGGGAAAAUUUUUGUAACGCUAGGUUUAAACACUGCAAGAGCAAGACUUUUGGAAAACAUAUCUUUGAAAGAUAAUCUACCUUAUAAGGUUCUGAACGGUCAUAGUAGCAGAGUCACUUGUUUACUUUAUCCACAUGAUAACUCAGUAAGAUUUGAUCCAAGCUGGCUGCUAUCAGGGGGCCAGGAUUCUGUUGUGAUCUGCUGGGAUAUAUUUACUGGAGGAAUCUUACACCAAUUUAGUCUGCAAGCUGGUCCAGUGACAGAGCUUUUGAGAUCUCCGGAAAACUAUAAAUUAAAAGACCAUGGUAUAGUGUGUUGUGUGUGCAGUGAUCACUCUGUAGCAAUUCUAGACCUUCAGAAGAGAAUAUGCCUCUUACAUGCCAGAAAGCAUCUGUUUCCUGUGAAGAAGAUAAAAUUUGACCCUGUUGAAAAUCUGCUAAUUGUUGGAUGUGAAGACAAUUCAGUUUAUAUUUGGGAAAUUGAAACAGGCACACUGGAAAGACAUGAAACAGGUGAAACAGCAAAAGCAAUUCUUAGUGCUAUGGAAGAUUCAGGAUACCUGGUGGCAGAUGCUCUACUUCCUGCAUCUCAAGAGUCAAAAAGAAAUAAAAAUGCUGGAUACAAACACUCUAACUUCUAUAAACAUGGUAUGCUGUUCUGUCCUGUUGUGCAAUUUGACUCCAGCUGUUAAAGAUUAACUGAUACCAUCUGCAUUCAACAGCCCUUUACUAUUUUACCAGUUAAGACAAAAUGGAACAGUUCAAACUUUCAUGUUCUUUUAUUCGAUCUGGAAAGACUCAAAGAACUUCUGCUGUCAUCUCAGUUCAAUGGAUUAAAGUCUUCAAAUUCAUUCCACAACUAUGACACUCUAGAAAGAGCCAAAAGUGCUACUGAGAAAAGGGCAUUGACAUUAAAGAGAAAUAAAACUGCUGGCUCCAUAGUUCCAGUGGAUGGGCAAGUAGAUACUGUUUGUUCAAUACAGGUCUGUAGGGAUAACAACACAGCUAGGCCUUUGGAAGAAAGUGGCAUGAAAAGACAGAAGAAAAUGAAGAGUUCAAGAAAGAUUAGAAUGCAGCCAUCAGGUAACAUUGAUGUGAACAUUGUCACUGAUACAGCUAAACUGCUUUUGUCGUGUCUCUUACCAUGGGGUGUAGAUAAAGAAAUAGACAAUCUUUGUGUUAGACAUUUAGAUAUCUUGAGGCUUCAGCAUCCUGUUUCUUUUGGACUUGUGUCACAUGAAAACCACCUGUCACUAAUGUUGCCAGGAUGGAAAUGUACUGAUUGUGGCAUGCUAGAAGAACAUGCAAUAAUCAACUUGUUUUCGAAAAGAGUGCUCGAUUUAUCAAACAAGUACCUUGCUGCAACUGAAGGAUGUACUGGAAAGAACGAUGGACCCGAGAAUAAUGUUUAUGAAACAAAGGGAUUGGAAACAGUAUUCUUCUUAUUUAGCAGAAUAGCUUUGAUCAACAGGAUAAUUAACAUACCUUCAACAAUUACGGAUGACAUUGAAAGUACACAGAAAUCAGAAUCUGUACCUGACAAAUGGCGAAAUAUCUCAGACAUUUUAGGAAUGACCUCCUUUAUAUUUUGUAUUAUGAAUGGUAAAAGUAGAUAUCAUUCCCCGGACUUUGGGAGUGUUUCAUUGCUGAAACUCAUUUGUUGUUGGAGUGACCAAUCUAUAAAGAUCAUUGAGGCAAUGCAAGCAGUGCUGCUGGCAGAAGUUCAAAGGACUAUGAAUACCUUAAGAAAAACAACAAUCUGCAGAGAGCCAUUGGCCAUGGUAGAGAAUGGAAAUGGUAAGUUGCAGACAUUGCCAGAGACUGAGUAGAGGGAUUUGCAAUAUACUAAAAAUGUUUCUUUGCCAUGUAGAAGGAACAACCUUCCUCUCCAAAUUGAGCUCAGUGCGCUGAAGCAUGACAAGAGCUCCAACUCGGCAAACUUCCAAGACGUGGAGGAUGCGCCUGACAGAUGCGUCUUGGAAGAGUCUGAGAGUCCAGAUGACAUGAAGUCACAUCCCUGGAUAUCCAAGGUGUGCUCCUGUAAGGUGUGUUAGAAAAACCUGCUUAGCCAGAAGAAUUAGAAGAUGCGCAAGAACAACCAAGAAAGGAACAUAUGUGGUCUGGACAUGAGAUGGCUUAUUGUAGUUAUUAUCGUAUGCAUUUAACAGUUCAUUUUCAGAAGAAAUACCUUCUAUAAGAUCAGCUUCUUUUUGCUGAUUUGUUAGCUUCAAUUCACACUUCCAUGACUAAUAGAUUUACAUUUAUUCAACUAGAAUUAGAUAGCUCUAGCAUAGAAAAUACCAACUCUUUAUUUUUAGAUGUUUUUCUCUAGUUUAUGUAGUGAUCCCAAAUCUUAGAAUUUUGGCCAUAAAAAUUUGCAUCAAUUUUAAUAUUCUUUUAUAUACAUAAAAUUUAAAUUUUUCUCUCUCCUUGCUUCUGACUUUUAUGACCAAUAACAUUUUAUCACUGAGCAAAACCAAAUGCAUUUGAAAUAAUUAGAAAAAUUGUUUGCAUUUAAAGGGAUUAACAUGGAGUAUUUAGAAAAAACUAAAAUAUAAAGAAUGUUUUUUGCAGAGGAGAGCAUGGGAAAUGUAUUAUAAAUCUGGCAGUAUCUAGGAUGUGAAUUUUCCUUUUCUAUAAAUACUGUCAUCACCAUCACCUCUGGAAAUGUAGUACCAAUAUGAAGCUGAUUGGAGUCCUCUUCUGAAAUGAUACUGAAUUUCUAUUUGUGCUCAUUGGGAAAAGCAGCUAUACAUUUUUGUCUUUCAAAAAAUAUGUAUUAUUGUGUUUGGAGAAUAUUUGGAGCUUAUUAGGCUCAUUGACCACCUGAUGUUCUUGGGGAUUUAUGGUGGUUUGAUAAAAAAUGGCUAUUCAGAGCAGUAAGCUCACUUUCUGUAUUACCAAUGGUCAGAGUGCUAAUGAACCCAAAGGGACUUGAGGAUGUGCUUUUCUGGAUCUGUACCUUUUGGAGGAAAUCAAGGUCUCAUGUGAUCCUUCCUAACUGUCACAUUAGGCAUAAGCUGCCUUACCUAUCAGAGUGAAGAUUGCUUCAGUGUGGAAAGAUUCCCUGGCAAUGAAUCUCUUUCUUACUUGUGGGGAAAUGUCAUGGGUGCAGGAGUGACAAAACCAGGUUUCUGUUGCCACACUAUGGUUUGAUUUUGGUUAAACAAACACUAAACCUUUUUUUUUUUUUUGUUUAUUUAUAUCUCAUGAAUCCGUAUCUCUAAAGGUGAUGUAUGGCAGUGAGGUCUACAGAAACAUUGAGUGGAUGGGUCUUCUGAGAAGUAGCAUUUCCUUUUUUAUUCAGCUAAAGAAUAUGUCUUUAAAAUAGGUUGCAAUCCAGAGAAGAUAAAGAUAUUUGUUAUUUUUCUGUAAUUGUAAAUAUUGUGCAGAAAAAUGACAUCUUUUAACAGAAAAGUCACUGGUUUUUUACACAUUUGGUAUUUUUCAGAAACAAGUUUUCUUAUUCUUAGAAGGCAAUUUCCUAUGUAAAAUUUAUCUUCUGCUUAUAUAAGCUUGUGUUUGAAUUAUGGUGACUAAACAAUCUGGAUGUUGAGUGUUAUGGCUUUGUUCUUUCGUUUAUUGUGCUGGAUGUCUGGAAUAAUUUCAUUGACUUUUUUAUACUUGUACAGUACAAUUGAGAGCAGAACAUGUCUUCAGCUGACAUAUAUACUCUUUUAUGGGUAAAUCAGAGAUGCAAACACCAAGAAUGUAAAAAUAAAAUUGCAAAUAUAACUAGAGGAACUUAGUAACUCUACAGGAAUCUUGCAGUCUGUAAAAUAAGUGGCAAAUAAAGGAUGGACCUUGCUGUCUCCUUUGCCAUACAUCCUUGUCACCAGUCACCUCUGGUUUGGCAUUGAAAUGUCCAUUUCCCUUCACAACAAACAUUUCUGCUUUGUAUCAGCAUCUGCUCGCUUAGGCCAGCUCUGUUCUUAGUGCCAGGGUGACAAACCUCCUUAAAACUAUUUCUAUUAGCUAUUUUAAAACCUGAUGAGUUCAAAGAGGUCUCAUAGCUCAAGGAAUUGGCAUUGUCCAUAACACCCAGUAAUGCUGUAGUAGCAAUUACAUUUGUGCAACACAA